This is a messenger RNA of Rhizopus microsporus ATCC 52813, 2061 nucleotides long. RefSeq lists its product as uncharacterized. The record is from RefSeq and is a predicted model, not a curated record. The transcript is spliced from 9 exons. NCBI's taxonomy places the organism in Eukaryota, Fungi, Mucoromycota, Mucoromycetes, Mucorales, Rhizopodaceae. Bases 72 to 2012 code for a protein of 646 amino acids. Gene Ontology annotation, cellular component: plasma membrane.
AGUCUUACAGUCACGGUAUUCCCUUUUUGAGAGGUUAUUCUUUGCCUUUUUUCCCUUUUUCUUUAUUCAAUAUGAAAAGCAUUCAGUGGCUAUUGUUUGCCAUAGGACUAUUACCAACCACAACAUUAUGCCAAACAUUCAACUAUGCGACUACAUUUCCAAAAAAUAAACUUUAUAGUCUGAAACCAGAUACAAUAGGUCUCGAUAAGAUUGACGGCACGAUUGCCGCAUUUGGAGAUUUUAACGGCGAUAAAUUUACAGACUUGUUUAUCCUAAGUGCGGACCAGACCUCAGUUGCAGUUUACUUAUGGGAUCACUCAAGCUUCACAUUUCGACCGUUACCCAAUAACAAACUGAUUCAACCAGGAUUUAUUAUUACAAAUGUAGUACCAGGAGACUACAACUAUGAUGGUCAUUUAGACGUUUUACUUAUGGGCGAAGAGAGUCCAGAAAAAUUCAAUGAAAUUAAAAUGCAGAUAUAUCUUGGCAAUGGCAAUGAUACCUUUGAAGAAGAAAAUAUCAAGCUUCCUUCAGCUCAGCAUGCCCUGCCUAUCGUAUUAGAUAUUAAUGGAGACAUGAAGACAGAUAUUUUGGGUUAUGCAAAAUCAACAAAUGAACUAAGCACAUGGAUCAACACAGGGAAUACAAGCUCUUUAUUUAAUCUAACAUCAGCCAAUGUCAUCUUUCAAAAGGAAUCUAUUGACAAAUGCACUUGGGCAAGCCCACAUUCGAAUGCUUUUGUCGAUUUAGAUGGUGAUUGUCUUGCAGAUUUGGUGUUUGUGUGCGCCAAAUCAAGUAAAUCACAGUCAAUACAGAUCCAUGUCAAUUCAAGACAAGAUGGUUUCAAGUUGGCACAAGAGUUGGAUUUACCAUCAGGCGCUGGUCCUUUGAGUUUUGCAGAUAUAGAUGGAGAUGGAUCUAUUGAUAUCGUAUUCCCUGUCUGUGAAGGCUCCAAAUGCAGUAUUCAUAUCGUUUAUAAUCAGCAGAUGGGACUAUGUACGAAAAACAAGGAAGGAACAGGAUGCAGAAAGGCAAAUGCACUGUGUAUUGCCGAUUCCAAUUUUAAGUUUGAUUUCACAAAACCUAACACAGAGAAUUAUGUUGUAUAUGAUAUUAAUGAAUAUCUGAAUCCCAAGGAAACUAUUUUCACUCUAGAUAAUCAUUUUAGAGGCAAAUUACCUGUGCCUGUUCAUACAGGAGACUACAAUAUGGAUGGAUAUCCUGAUUUGCUUGUAACCACUAGUCAACGUGCCAUCCUACUCCAAUCGAUUCUUUGUAACUCAAAAAUGUGUACAGAUAAAGCAACAAAGCUAGGAAGAAGAACAUUUUCAGUUGUCAGAGCUGGAUCAGAUGCUUUAGAAAAAGUAGCUCAUCCCAGGCAAGCAGCAUUUUUUGACAUUGAUGAAGAUGGAUCGCUGGACAUACUUGUCCUUCAGUCAACAUCCUCAUCUGAUGCGGGUCGUAUACCCAACUUUAUUAUCAACAAUUAUUUUAAUGAUGCUUUUUUCUUGAAAGGAUUAGUGUCAAACGGAGUGUCUAAUCAAAAGGCAUACGGUGUAAGUUACCCCGGCGCAUCAUUGAAAUUCACAGUGUUGGAUACAUCUGGAGUCAAGAGAUCACAUCAAAUCACACAACUAUCUCAAUCUGCUUAUCUUCCUCUCUUGACACCUUACUGUCUAUUUGGUUUAGGAAGAACAAAUAAUUAUGUCGAGGAAAUGUUUGCAGGAGUUACAAGACAUCAAGAGAAAAACUAUUACUUUUAUGAAGGCGUGAUACCCAAUUCACAGUUGGUCAUCUUGCCUUAUCAGCCUGAUGAUGUACAGGAUAGCUCAUCAUGGAAAGUUGAAUUGUAUAUUAAACCCGGUGAUUAUAUACCUUGGGUGCUGGGUGUAUUAACAACAGCAGCUGUCAUCUUGGGAAUUGUGGUGGCUGCACUUCGCAUCAUGGAAAAACGAGAAGAUGAAAUGGAAAGGCAAAAAGCUUUACAUAUUAUUAACUUUGAUGCACUGUAAAAAAAACUAAGAACUAAUGGAUAAAUAAAUAAUGUAUUAUUCGCUUUAU